AUGCACAUGACGCUUCCUCGAUUCCACCCUGCCAAUUUUGGCCAUCUCGACUCACCAGCCACCCCGUCUUCCACGGUGCAGAGUCCAGCCAUCACCUUGAAUCGGGUAACGCAGCCCGUCGUGCUCGAGUCCCCGAGGUUGAUGCGUGACAAGCAACGCGAAUUCAUUGAAAGGACCACGCUGUCGGCCAAGAUUGCAGCCUCUUCGAUGGGGGUUAAACCUGGUGCGCCACGCUUGGAUCCCUUGGGCAGCCCCAAGGGUCCUGUCACGCCCCUGGCUCUGGAGGAAGGCGACGACUACUUCCAAGUCGCUGGAGCAGGCAAAGUAUCCCCGGCCGGAAGCCCAGGUCCGGGAAGAAGUCCACGCAGUGAUGUCUCAUCAGACAAGGAGGAGUCGAAGAACAAGAAAAUCAGACAAGCCGACGUCUAUCAAUAA
Messenger RNA from Fonsecaea erecta, 435 nucleotides. RefSeq lists its product as hypothetical. NCBI's taxonomy places the organism in Eukaryota, Fungi, Ascomycota, Eurotiomycetes, Chaetothyriales, Herpotrichiellaceae. The transcript has a single exon. The record is from RefSeq and is a predicted model, not a curated record. Bases 1 to 435 code for a protein of 144 amino acids.